Messenger RNA from Nelumbo nucifera (sacred lotus), 1195 nucleotides. RefSeq names its product GTP-binding nuclear protein Ran-3. Gene Ontology annotation, biological process: ribosomal subunit export from nucleus; protein import into nucleus. The record is from RefSeq and is a predicted model, not a curated record. Lineage: Eukaryota; Viridiplantae; Streptophyta; Magnoliopsida; Proteales; Nelumbonaceae. Gene Ontology annotation, molecular function: GTPase activity; GTP binding. Gene Ontology annotation, cellular component: cytoplasm; nucleus.
GCUACACGAGACGAGACCCUUCUAGCAAACCAAACACCAACGCAAGAGGCGAGAGGCGAAGGAGGGCAUCGUUUACGAGAAGAAAAACCCUGACCUCUUCCCAACUCACCCGCCCCCCCGUCGACUGUUUUCACCCAACUUCUGAACUCCUCCUUCCUUCCACCUUCUGCUCUAACGCCGCGAUCCAAUGGCUUUGCCGAACCAGCAGACGGUUGACUAUCCCAGCUUCAAGCUCGUCAUCGUCGGUGACGGAGGAACGGGAAAGACCACAUUUGUGAAGAGGCAUCUUACUGGCGAGUUUGAGAAGAAGUACGAACCGACUAUUGGUGUGGAAGUUCAUCCCUUGGACUUCUUUACAAACUGCGGAAAGAUUAGGUUCUAUUGCUGGGAUACGGCUGGUCAGGAGAAAUUCGGUGGGCUUAGAGAUGGAUACUACAUCCAUGGGCAAUGUGCGAUUAUUAUGUUUGAUGUUACCGCUCGGUUGACGUACAAGAAUGUUCCUACGUGGCACCGUGAUCUCUGCCGUGUGUGUGAAAAUAUCCCCAUUGUUCUGUGCGGAAACAAGGUCGAUGUCAAGAACCGGCAAGUAAAGGCAAAACAAGUUACGUUCCACAGGAAGAAGAAUCUCCAAUAUUAUGAGAUCUCAGCAAAGAGCAACUACAACUUUGAGAAGCCCUUCCUAUAUCUUGCCAGAAAGCUUGCAGGGGAUCCUAAUCUCCACUUUGUUGAGUCUCCAGCUCUUGCCCCUCCUGAAGUGCAUAUUGACCUGGCUGCACAGCAACAGCACGAAGCUGAGCUCGCUGCUGCUGCUAGUCAGCCUCUCCCUGAUGACGAUGAUGAUGCAUUCGAGUGAAAGGAGGAUAGAGAGGCAUCAAAGCUUUUGUUCUUCUCAUUCUCUUUACCUUUGUUAUGCAUUAUUCAUGCCUAGGUUUCACAAGUUUUCUAGAAUACAUGAAUGGGUUUGCUUAGGUGGUUUAUAUUCAAAUGUCGAGGGUUAUGGGAUGAAAUUAUUUAGUUUUUAGAGCUGCUAUUGGAUCAAUGGUUGUAGGUGAUCGUAGAAGUUAUUUUUUUUAUUAGACGACCGGCUGCAUGAAUGAUUAAGAAGUGUUACCAUCUUUUUUAAUAUUUUGAUUGUGAUCCACGAAUAGAGAGGCUGUUGCCCCCAUUCUAUGGAAUUGACAGACUGGUUGUUAUA